AUGAAUGAACCCACAGAGGAGACCAAUGCUGAUGAUGUUAAUGAUCUGAAUGAAGGUUCUGAUUUUGGAGAACCUUUUGUGGAUGAGCAAAGGGCAGAGGAACCUGUUACAGAAAAUCCAACAGAUAAUGUAACACAAACAAGUGAGAGGAACAAUGCAAAGAGAAAUCUUCCAAGGCCUCAACCGUCUGGGCAAAGAAUUGUACUUGGAAAUGAGGAUGAAGCACCAAGGGUAGAGGUGCCUAACCCGAAUAGAGAAGAUGUCGAUAGUGAACCUGAGAUGUACCAAUAUGAAUCUGGAGAACUCUAUAGCCCUCCUGCAUCUGAUGAUGAAGAGGAACCUGUAUUUCCUCGACAUAAUCCUAACACGCCAUAUGGAAAAAUAACUCUGGAGUUGAAUAUGGAGUUCGAGACCAUGGACCAGUUCAAAGCAGUAGUGCAGAAGUACAACAUACAAAUUGGGAGACAGGUAUUCUACCUUAGGAAUGAGAAGAAGAGGUGUAGGGUGAUCUGCUAUGAUCCAGACUGCCCUUGGUUGUGCUACUGUGCCAGGACCAACUACCCAGCAUCCUUUCAGAUAAAGACAUUUGAGGACGAGCAUACGUGCCCCAGGAGCAACAAGAGUAAAUCAAUUUCAUGUGCUUGGGUUGUUGAGGAACUGUUCCCAAAGCUCAGGAUCCAUCCCAACAUGCUGCAGAGGGAGGCACAUGAGUGGUUUAAAGAGGAGUAUGACAUUUCAGUCAACGAGAGGAUGAUGUAUAGGGCUAUGGACAAAGCCAAAGAAGUUAUUGAGGGAACAGAGAAAGAUCAAUACCUAAGGCUCAGAGACUACCUUAACGAAAUCAUGAAGGCUAAUCCUGGUUCAAGAGCCAACAUAGGGACUACUCCACAGCCAGAGGGGUUGCCUAGGUUUAGGAACUUGUACAUCUGUUUGGCUGCUUGCAAAAAUGGCUUUAAAGCAGGCUGUAGACCAUUUAUAGUUUUGGAUGUGACGUUUUUGAAAGGUUACUUUGGAGGGCAAUUACUAACAACCGUUGGUCAGGAUGCGAACAAUCAGCUGUUUCCAAUAGCAUAUGGGGUUGUUGAUGCAGAAACAAGGGAAAAUUGGCGAUUCUUUCUGGAGGAGUUGCACACUGACAUAUGGGACUACAAUAAGAAUGGCUGGAAGGAUAAGGAACUUAAGGCAGCAUUUUGGCAAUGUGCAAAAGUAACUACUGAUCAAGAAUUUAAUGAUGCAAUAGGAGUUGUGAAACGGAUCAACAAACAAGCAUGGGAGUAUUUGUCAAAAUUUGAACAAGAACAGUGGUCAAGAUCAAGGUUUUCAGACUGGCCAAAGGUAGACAGUUUGACAAGCAACAACUGUGAGUCAUUUAACUCAACAAUUGUGGGUCUUCGGGGGAAGAGCAUUUUGACAAUGUUUGAGGAGCUUAGAUUCUACAUCAUGAAGACAAUGGCAAUUCACAAGGACUCACUUAUGGCUUAUACUGGACAGAUAGCCCCUGUACAAGUUACAAUCCAAAGAAAGAAUGAGAAGCCUGAAGACUAUGUCCAUCACAAGCUCACCAUUGAGGCAUAUAAUAGGACUUACAUGUUUCACAUUAGCAGCAUACCGAGUCAGGAGUACUGGGAGCAUCACAAAGGGCUGCAAUGUCUGCCCCCUCUAUACAAGAGGCCUAUUGGCAGACCUACAAAGAAGAGGAGAAAGAAUAGCACUGAGCAAAGUUCUGGCAGCCAAUACAAGGCCAAGAGAAGAUACGGACAGAUAACAUGCCAAACCUGCAAAAGGGCUGGACAUAAUAGCAGAACUUGUCCUGACAAAGGAACUGGAACAGUUGACAAACCCCAUUUGUAG
Arachis ipaensis is the source of this 1851-nucleotide messenger RNA. The record is from RefSeq and is a predicted model, not a curated record. Lineage: Eukaryota; Viridiplantae; Streptophyta; Magnoliopsida; Fabales; Fabaceae.